UGUGUCCCGAAAGGGGGAGAGCGGCGCUGCAUUAGCUGGCUAGCGGGUUAGGCUGUUCGCAGAGACGGGCCAGUGCGGCUAUGUAGCGACCGCCGAAUUGUUUUUGUGGCGCUCGCGUGUCUGUAUUCCAGGGGGAGACUAGGGAGAACCACCGGAAGGGGCAAAGAACACCCAGGGAUCUCUGUUUUAUUUGGAAGCAUGGGGUCUGCAUCAAUAAAACUGAGGUAAAGUGACCUUUAUUAGCGUUCGCUCAUGGCCAGUUUGAUGAAUUACCAGGACGGCAACGCCGCUAUGUUGAUGCUGGAGACACAGCAGCGCGCAAUCGGGACAAAAACGGCGGCGGCUAACGGCGACACCUCUAGCGGCGAGCCCCCCUCGUCCCUAAUCAAUCUCGGCGGCGCUCGCUUUCACCAACAUUUGCCGCCCUCGUAUGAACAGACUAUCCAGUCCAGGGAACGGCAUCAGCAGGCAAAUCACUUCCAGUCGCAGCAACAGUGUCCGGGGGAGGCGGCGGCAGCGGCGGGGGCUCCGGUGAGAAAGCCGUCUUCCUCCAGCCUGAACCUGGCGCAUGAAGAUGCCGCCGCGCUCGCGGCUUCAGCCGCUCCUGCGCUCCCCGCCGCCGGUUCGGACGGGGCGGAUGACAUUCGGAAAUGCGGCUAUAUGAGGAAGCAGAAGCAUGGCCACAAGCGUUUUUUUGUUUUACGAGGGGCAAGUCAUUUGGGCCACAGCCGACUGGAAUACUAUGACAGCGAGAAGAAAUUUCGAAACAGCCUUCGCUUUGCUGCUGCUGGUGGUGCCGCUGCUGCGGCGUCUCCACCCAAGCGGAUCAUCUGUCUUUACCAGUGCUUUACUGUAAACAAAAGGGCGGACUCCAAGCACAAAUACCUCAUUGCCCUGUACACUAAGGAUGAUUAUUUUGCCAUAGUGGCAGAGAAUGAGCGUGAGCAGGAGGAAUGGUACCAGGCCCUGAGUGACCUGAUGAACGAGAGCAAGAGGGGUCACCUGGAUGCAGACGAUCUGGAGGACAUGUAUGGCGCGGUCUCCCCGGUCACCGUCUUCAAGGAGGUGUGGCAGGUGAACGUGAAGCCCAAAGGACUGGGGCAGACCAAGAAUCUGACCGGUGUGUACCGGCUGUGCCUGUCCUCUAAGACCCUCCAUCUGGUGAAGCUGAAUUCCGAGACGCCCUCUGUGAGCCUGCAGCUGAUGAACAUCCGCCGCUGUGGUCAUUCUGAGAGCUUCUUCUUCAUCGAGGUGGGUCGUUCAUCCUCCACAGGGCCUGGGGAGAUAUGGAUGCAGGUGGAGGACUCUGUGGUCGCUCAGAGCAUGCAUGAGACCAUCCUCGAAACGAUGAAGGCACUGAAGGCCUUUGUGGAUUUCAGGCCCCGGAGCAAGAGUCAGUCAUCGGGCUCGAAUCCUGUAGCUUUCAUCACCACCCGCCGGCACCUGGGCAACCUACCACCCAGCCAGACAGGGCUGCAGCGCCGAUCUCGUACUGAGAGUGUGGUGGGCACCCCGUCCAGCUGCAAGGGUGGCAGCGCCUAUCGAUUUCGCACGUCCAGUGAGGGGGAGGGCACCAUGAGCCGGCCCUUCCGCUCGGCAACAGGCAGCCUGAUCCACCUGAAUAUGAGCCGCGGCAGCUUGGGCCGGCAGGAUGGCACUGGCCGCUAUUCGCGGGCCCCUUCUGGUUCCUCCUAUCACAUGCGCUCUGCCUCGCUCCCCGUUUCCCAUUUCUCAUAUGCCACCAGCCCUGUCAGCGUGUCCAGCAGUAGUGGCCAUGGUUCGGCCUCCGACACACUCACACAGCCCUCCAGCGCCUCCCUCUGCGGCUCCCCCAGCGAUGGCGGCUUUAACUCCUCUGACGAGUACGGCUCCAGCCCUGGGGACCUGCGUUACAUCAGAGUUCGCAGCGGCACUCCGGAUUCCCUUAGUAACACGCCGCCCAUCCGCGAGGAGAGCUGCCUGAGCGAGUAUAUGGCCAUGUAUCGGUACCGUGAGACGUGGGGAGGCCCUGAGACCACACGGGAUGAGAGCUGUGAUGAGGAGAAGGUAUCAUGGAAACAGGGCCACGCGUCCAGGCCAACAGGAGCUGGUGUCACUGUGUUCCAGAAGACGACUCAGACCACCUCUUUGCCGGAAGAAUCCGCGGUGGCGCCGGCAGCCAGCCCUCUGGGGAGCAACGGUUCAGCUUUCCUUAAGUCGGGCUUCAGCUGCUAUGCCGAGCAGCCCUGCUCGGCCAAGUCCUCGCUCUGCCCUGACCAGCACAGGAUCCCCCCCAGGGAUGACGGUUACAUGCCCAUGAUGCCGGGUGUGGUGCCCUCACAAGAGGACAACUAUGUGCCUAUGCAACCCAGCCCACGUCACCCCCUUCCUUCCCAGGUUCAAGCUACAGAGCAGACCCCCCCUCAGCAGCUGGAGACCCAGGGUUAUAUGAUGAUGCUCCCUGGGACCGGUGACCACCCGCAGAGUGGCGAGUACAUGGACAUGUCCCACAGUUUCCUCCCAGCGUCCAGCCAUCGCUUGAGCAGAGGCUGUCACACGCAGACCCUCCCCAAGAGCCCCAGGCCCUACAGUCCCUACUCUUCGCUGCCGCGAUCCUACAAGGCCCCCAUAAGGGAGAGCCAUGAGCGUGACGAAUACGUUCGCAUGAGGUCUCCCGCUAAGCACCCUGCGGCUGAAUGUGGCCCAAGCAGUCCGCCUGAUGAACCCCCCAGCCCCCUCGGUUCCAACGGGCAAUCCAGUUCGGACAGAUGGGGGCCACGGCCCAGUCGUCUCCCUUUGGACCGGCAUGACCGCUGUGGUGCCCCCGGGGGGAGGGAGGCCAGGAAUCCCCCAUCCAGUCCAGGGGAGAACAUCAACGUGGAGUUUGGGAACCGCCCGGCUGAGAGCUCAGUUUUCUCGCCGGAAUGUGCAGGUGAUGACUACAUGAGCCUGGAAGCAGAUGAGCAGCCACCUAAGGCUCGUUCCCCGCGGCCCUCACUCGUAGCACCAUGGAACCCCCCCAGCUAUAUCCGACCCCAGGCCGGUGGAGCCCCAGCAGACGGCUACGUGGAGGUGAGCCUCGGCACUGGAACAAGGAGCCCAUCAGGAAUGCUGCGUCAGCUGUCUGUGGCGGAGCAGUCAGAGCCCCUGAGCCGAUGCCGGUGCAGCUCUGAGGCCCUGCUGCCAUCCAACAGCUCUGCCCAGGCACCUGCCAGCCUUUACCAGCUGGAUGAUGCCAAAUGGCUGGGCUCCUCCACUUUCGACAGCGUCUGGCCUCACGUCGAGGGCGUGACUUCCCCUGGUGCCGCCACCCUGCCCGUCCCCACCAACGUAGCCUGUAACCCCAACCAUCCCACGUGUCAUGAGGGCCCCAACCCCCGGGACGAUCUCAACUACAUCGCGCUAGACUUAAGGCAAGACCGCUGGUCUGGUCAUGAGGCCUCCUCACCGGCCCCAUCCACGCCCCCCACCACACUUCCACUCUCCGAAAACAGCACCUACCCCGGCCUGGACUUUGCCAGGGUCGACAGACUGAGGUCUGCCUCGCAAGACUGAAGAUGCUUGGGUCAUCGUCUCCGGAUGUACAUGUCACCUGUGAAGAGGGACGGUCGGUGGAGGUCCUUCAGUUCGACAAGCCUCAAGGAUACGCCCUCGGGAUGGGACAUGUGGGCCGGGUCGGUUCAGACCUCUUCACGGAGCAGCAUGCCGCAGCUGCCUGUCUUCUGUGAAUGUUUUUAUUUCUUCUUUUUAUAAAAGUGAGGCUGAACGGGAGCCCGUCUUAAAAAACGGCUCAGUUUGUUUUAUUAUUAUUAUUGUUAUUGUAUUGAUUUAAUUUCCUUCUCUGACUCUGUGAAAAGUGGGGCUAGCGUAAGAAUACAAGCCUGAUUGGGACACAUGCACAAGCACUGCUUGCACAAGUGACAUUUUCAUUUUCAUAUUUAUUGCCACUUGGGUUUCAGGUACGUUCUUCUAAUUUAGUCUUUUUAUUGCUCAGAGGUACGAAGGCAUUCGCUUCGGUAUGGAUGGUUUCUUGGGCUGGUUCCAGUGCUGCGGGUCUCGGGGAAGGCCUUGAGUGACAGGAGGAGUGACCCAACACCAGAUCCGAUUGGGCCUGGCUGUACAUUCCUACUUUACUACUAUUGGCCAGUACCAUAGGCCCUGUUGCACAUCCAUGCAGCCAAUCACAUGAGGGGUAUCAGUAUUAAAAUUAUCCCAAAUUAGCAAAAUUGGCAUUAAAAAAAGAUUAGUGAUACUGAGCAUGUUUUUAUUUUUAGAUUUGAAAUUGAUUCAUUUUUAAGCUGCCUUUAACAGAUUCUUUAAUUCCACUUAAAUUUCAAUGUUUACAAAUUGAAAACCCCAUACAGGUUCUGCCAAAGUUGAUAGUGUUUCUCAGUUCCAAGGUAUGUCAGGAAAUCAUGUUAAGUUUUUUUUUUUUUUAAUUUUGGUUGUAUUGUAUACCUGGGCAGUUUUUAUUACGCAAGUAUUUCAAUGUUUUUCUGUUUUUCAAGUUGAUGUAGAGUGUCACUGAAAAGAACCUCACACAACAGUCAGUAAUGAGUCAGAUGUUAUUUCGUUCAAUGUACAGUUUAGGCAGAUCCUUUUUUUUUGUUGGCAAAUGUAUUUUUGAAUCUGAACAGCUGCAUAACAUGAAUGUGUGUAUAAGAUAAUGGCAGGAAACACAAACCCAUAUCCCUGCCCAUAACCAGUCUUGUCUGAGUUGUAGGUCAAACAGUCCUUCUGAAGAUGGUUGUGCCAAAAAAAAACAAAAAAAAAAACACGUUUCUCAGUGGUUUUACGGUAUGUGACACUAGUAAUGGGUGAAGUAUGUUCUUCAUGUCCAAAUUUGUUUGACCACACAGAGGUGUCCCUUCAUCUGCUGUUACAUGAGUAUUUCUGACUGAGCGGUACAAGUUUUAUAUUUGAUUGCUGUUACCAAGGUACAUUUAUAUGAAUGGUCUUAUUUUUUUCUACUGUGGAGAACACUGUUCUUAGUGUUUAUUUCUAUUGUCAGAAUUCUUUAAUUCCUCUAAAUGGUACAUACAUAUUGGUAUAUAAUACAUGCAUUGACAAUUCAUUUUUAUAUAGAUAAAUAUUAUAUACGCAUACACAAUAUAACCUGUCUAAAAUAAUGCCCCUAAAUUACUGGGGGAUCACCUGUGCCCUUUUUUUUCUUUCUGAAAAGAUGAAAUGAAAGUGAAGAGAAUAGUUGGCAUGUCAGGUUCUAGGGUGUGGUGGCUUAGAGGUUCUAUCCAUCUGGUUCCACCUGGAGAGGAAGCCGUUUCUCCUGGUCACUCCUGUAAGGGUUUACUUUAACGGAAGCCCCCACAGCUGGCGUUCUGCAAUGCAGGGUGCACUUUCCACUGGGUCACCAGACUGGAUUGACGUUGUGAUUAUUAUUAUAGUUAUUAAUAAUAUAAUUCUUUAAGGAGAGGUGGGGUAGACCCAGGUACGUGAGUAUGAUGAGAGAAUCUAUUUGCUGGGUUUGCUGCUGUGAAUACUGGUCUGCCCCACCUUUCUCUCCCCCAGGGCAGAAGUGAAGCUGUUGUGUGUUGUGUCAUCAUCUGUCAAGUCGACCGUAAGAACCUGCAUUUUUCUUGUCAUUUUUUAUUUGAUUCCUCAUUAUCAGCUCCGAUUUUUUUAUUAUUAUUUUUUUUUUUUUUUAUUUCCAUUCAGUCAGAUGUUUCCUUUUCACAGAAUCAUCUGUCAACAAGGACCCAAACUUGACUCUUGUAAGGCAUUUUUUCCCAUGGUACGUACUGUCUGGUGCACCUCAGUCCAUGGUAAUAACUAGGUAUGUCUGUGGUACUGAAAAUGGGCAGUUGGUAUGCGUUCAUGGUGACAUUGUAAUCUUUUGGGACGGGGCUCUCUUAUCCAUUUCCAUUGGUUCUUACUGGGUUUCUUUACAGAUGGGAGGUCAUGUGAUAAUGUUCACUUUGACAGGGAGGUUAAAAGCCAUGACAACAGCCAGUGAUUCUGAGACAGUAUUUUCUUUAGACAUCAACCUUCAUAAUGUCUUUUCUUUACAUGUAAAUAAAAUGACAAUAAAAGGAUGUGCUGAA
This is a messenger RNA of Paramormyrops kingsleyae, 6038 nucleotides long. It is a transcript of the gene irs4b, whose product is annotated as insulin receptor substrate 4b. Gene Ontology annotation, cellular component: cytosol; plasma membrane. The record is from RefSeq and is a predicted model, not a curated record. NCBI's taxonomy places the organism in Eukaryota, Metazoa, Chordata, Actinopteri, Osteoglossiformes, Mormyridae. Gene Ontology annotation, molecular function: phosphatidylinositol 3-kinase binding; insulin receptor binding. Gene Ontology annotation, biological process: insulin receptor signaling pathway.